This is a messenger RNA of Arabidopsis lyrata subsp. lyrata, 1242 nucleotides long. RefSeq names its product cyclin-D4-2. The transcript is spliced from 6 exons. NCBI's taxonomy places the organism in Eukaryota, Viridiplantae, Streptophyta, Magnoliopsida, Brassicales, Brassicaceae. The record is from RefSeq and is a predicted model, not a curated record. Gene Ontology annotation, molecular function: cyclin-dependent protein serine/threonine kinase regulator activity. Gene Ontology annotation, cellular component: cytoplasm; nucleus; cyclin-dependent protein kinase holoenzyme complex. Gene Ontology annotation, biological process: mitotic cell cycle phase transition; regulation of cyclin-dependent protein serine/threonine kinase activity. Bases 197 to 1090 code for a protein of 297 amino acids.
CUCUCUUUCUUUCUUUUGACCCCAAAGCAAAUUCUACAAAAAUAAAAUAAAAUAAAAUAAAAAAGACAUAAAAACAGAGACCAAAUCUUUCUUCAGUUCAAUCUCUUUACUAUAAAAACGAUAUUUUUUUUCCUCCAAAUCCUGUAACAGUAAAAUUUGUAUAGAUCGAAAAAGCUACAAUUUUUGUCGCUCUAUAAUGGCUGAAUUCAUGGAACCAAAUCUCGUAUCCACAAAGACCACCAAUUUCGAUGAUGCAAAGAACAACUUUGUCGACACAACAUCGAUUUUUCAGAUGGGUUUUCCUCUGGAGAGCGAAGAGAUCGUUAGAGAGAUGAUUGAGAAAGAGAGACAACAUUCACCGAGAGAUGAUUACCUCAAGAGACUGAGAAAUGGAGAUUUGGAUUUCAAUGUCAGAAAUCAAGCCCUUGAUUGGAUUUGGAAGGCUUGUGAGGAACUUCAAUUUGGACCAUUGUGUAUAUGUCUGGCAAUGAACUACUUGGAUCGUUUCUUAUCUGUUCAUGACUUGCCUAAUGGAAAAGCUUGGACUGUGCAAUUGUUGGCUGUAGCUUGUUUAUCAUUGGCAGCUAAGAUAGAGGAAACUAAUGUUCCAGAGUUAAUACAUCUGCAGGUUGGAGAUCCCUUGUUCGUGUUUGAGGCUAAAUCAGUUCAAAGGAUGGAGCUUUUAGUGUUGAACGUAUUGAGAUGGAGGUUAAGAGCAGUGACACCGUGCUCUUACGUUAGAUACUUUCUGAGUAAGAUCAAUGGCUAUGAUCAAGAACCACACAGCAGAUUGAUAUCUAGAUCACUACAAGUGAUAGCCAGCACAACCAAAGGUAUUGACUUCUUGGAGUUUAGAGCUUCAGAGAUUGCUGCUGCAGUUGCUCUUUCUGUUUCUGGAGAACACUUCGACAAAUUCUCCUUCUUCUCACACCUUGAAAAGGAGAGAAUGAAGAAGAUUGGUGAAAUGAUAGAGAGAGAUGGAUCAAGUUCAAGUUCACAAACACCCAAUAAUAUGGUCUUGCAAUAUAAGACUCAUCGCUAUUCUCUUUCUACUGCUUCUGUUUCCUCCUCCCUCACUUCUCUUUCUUAAUCUCUCUUCUUUUUUUUUUUUUUCUGUUUUCUCUCUUUCUACAGUGUCUUAAUUUGGAUUUUAAUUGAUGAAAAAUCAAAGAAAAAAAAAUGCAUUUUUCUUUUUGUAACCCGCAACAGUUGAUUAAAACGGUUUAGAAAAAUUACAUAAUU